UAUCACCAGGUGUUGCCAACUGUUUACUCGUUUGCUUUACUAUCAUUCCUAUAUUUUUCUUCUCUUCCCAAGAGAUAUUUCUUUCAUCCACUCAUCACACAUUCUCCACUCACCUCCGCACAGAAAUCGACUGGCAACGAGCCCAGAGAGCCUGCUAAUCGAUACGUUUCCACAAUGCCUGUGGUCAAGCCUUUUAAGUGUCCCGAGUGUAAGAAGGGUUAUGGAAGUCAGCCAGGCCUGAGGGAACACGUCAAUACCGCUCAUAAGCACAAAAGACAUCGAUGCCCGUACGGAUGCGGGAAAUCAUACUCUCAAUGGAAUGGGAUGAAUGCACACGUCAAGGCCGACCAUGAGAAUACCGUCUACCCGUGCCCAUACAAAGAAAAGGAGGGAUGCAAGGCCAAAGACUUCAAGCAAAAGCGGUCUCUGAAUGACCACAUAGCCAAGAAGCACAAGGGAGAAGAAGGGAAAUCUUACAAAUGCCCUGACUGCUCAAAAAAGUAUACGCAGUCACACAAUUUGUCGAAACACGCCAAGGCAACGCACGAAGGCGUGCGUCUCCCUUGCCCUUAUAAGGAAGAGGACGAAUGUGAAGCGGAUUUUGCUACUCCCGACGGUGUUAAACAGCACGUCAAAGCUAUUCACGAUGAGUGGCCACGGUUCCCGUGUCAAGCCAACGACCGUACGAAAACCUUCAAGCGUGAGGAUUACGCCACAAGUCAUUAUAACCGCGUCCAUGUCGAUGCUCCCUUACCGUACAGCUGCGGCUUUUGUGGUAAGAAGUUCCAGUUUCUUCCCAGCAAGAUUUCGCACGAGGAGAAACACACACAACAUGCAUGUCCAAGGAACAGUUGUUAUCAGGGGUUCAGUUGCAUUGAGGAAGCCUUGGAGCAUGCGAAGGAUCACCAACAUCGCAGCGAUCAACAAUUAUACGAAUGUCCGCUGAAGAACUGUCGCCUCGCAAUCAUCGGCAAGGCCCUAGACAAGCCUUCUCUGGUCAAGCAUUGGGAUAUGCACAUCAAGCGGGAACACAUUUCCAAUGAACUUGAGUUGGUCUACAAAGAGGCAAAACAGCCGCUUUUCCGAGACAUUCCAAUUCUUGGUUCCAUAAUGGCAAAUAACCACUCAAUUCUCUUGGCGCCUGCCUCACUCGACAACACUGUGCCUGAGCCCGAAGAAGACGCAGAUGAAGACGACCAGGGGGACGAAGAGGAAGACAAAAUAUUGGUCAGCGACGACGAGGAUAUCAAUAUCCUUGAGCAGAACAAAGUCUGGUGGGAGUCACACAAAGAUCACCUCGUUUCUUUCAAUGCCAGGGGUUACAAAUGCGCCGGACCGGCCCUUGGAACGACGCAUUUGAUUGUCGAGGGCUGCCCCGUAGGCGCAAUCAUUGAUUUCGACACAGCAUUGAUAAGGUGCAGUCGAGGUAGAAGGCUCCCGACCAUGUCGCUUGACAGUCGGUGUGCGAGCUGCCACUCAGAUAUGAGGGUUAGACAGUUGAUCAAACGAUUCGACUCUCCCAAGAUCGACCCUAAGGGUGGUCUCGGUGCCCUGACCAAAACAUUUUCAACAGCGAUAUCAAAGACCUGGACAUGCACCAAGGAUUACGGACGGCGAGUUCGGCAGCCAGUUCGGAAAGGACUGGACCGAAAAGUUGUCAUUAUCGACAACGAGUUCGACCCGAUCACACACGAGCUGUAUGAAACAGCCAUUAGUGACCGAGUUUUUGGCGAAACACUAUUGAACACUCUCAUCGCUCAUACCGAAGAAACGAAGUCGGCUGUUCCCUCCCGACGCACACAGGGAGAGAAGGUCGGAAUAAUCAGUCAGCUGUGGAAGAAAAAGGUGUAUGGUCGAAGCCGCGGAUUGGCACUGCUGGACGUGCACCAAGUCGCAAAGAGGCUGCAAGAAUGCGGCAUCACACCAGAGACAAUAUUUCUGGCCUGGCAUGUGCUUUUGGCCAAGGGGGGAUACCGCAAUAUCUUGCCCAAGGACAGAAAUUGCUUCCCACUGAUCCCUCUCUUCCGCGAAAACGUGCCUAAGGGGUGUUUCCCUUUACGUUUUGAGAUCGUAUACCCCGUAAUGUUCACACGAAGCGACCUAUGUGGGCACAACCACCGAGCUCUAGUCGACUGUAAGCAAGCUCGGAACAUUUGCAACGGCCUCGAUGAUUUCUGUGAGCCGGUUGAGAGCCGUGGCAAGGAAUGGCAGCCUGCUAAAUUCGUGAAGGAAGCUCAGCGCUGCAUUGGGGAUUACCUAGCUUAA
Fusarium oxysporum Fo47 is the source of this 2265-nucleotide messenger RNA. RefSeq names its product C2H2-type zinc finger protein. Gene Ontology annotation, biological process: regulation of transcription by RNA polymerase II. Bases 175 to 2265 code for a protein of 696 amino acids. Gene Ontology annotation, cellular component: chromosome. Gene Ontology annotation, molecular function: chromatin insulator sequence binding. The record is from RefSeq and is a predicted model, not a curated record. NCBI's taxonomy places the organism in Eukaryota, Fungi, Ascomycota, Sordariomycetes, Hypocreales, Nectriaceae. The transcript has 4 exons.